Messenger RNA from Centruroides sculpturatus (bark scorpion), 857 nucleotides. RefSeq lists its product as uncharacterized. Bases 55 to 783 code for a protein of 242 amino acids. Lineage: Eukaryota; Metazoa; Arthropoda; Arachnida; Scorpiones; Buthidae. The transcript is spliced from 3 exons. The record is from RefSeq and is a predicted model, not a curated record.
UUGCCGAAUUUACAAGCGUGCAUUCAUUGCUCCUUUACGAAUCGAACGACUGCAAUGAAGAUUCUAUUGCUCUUGGUAUUCAUUAUUAUCGGAAGUACUUUCGCUGGACAUGUUGAUGAACCAACUGGAGAAAUAAUAGAAAAAAAAAGCGACAAUGAUAUAUCAAAAAUAUAUUUAGGAGGUAUAUUUGAGGAUCUAUUUGAAUUUCUAGAUAAUCUUUUAAGUGGCUUAGACCAGGAUUUGCGAUCAUUUUUUUACUAUCUGUUUGGUAUUCUGGAUAUAGAAGAAUGUUUCGAAUACCUUUCCGAUAAAAGAACAUUUGCCGUAAAAGGUGCAUGUAGACCCAAAUGUCGCCCUCCUUUUGUAAUUUAUAACUGCGAUAAUGUUAAUAAUAAUAUCCCGCCCGUUCGUCCUCGUCCUCCUUUUUUUCCUCCUAUUCCUACUCGUAGUCCUAGUCCCUUUCCUAAUCCUAAUCCUAAUCCUAAUCCUACUGGAUCUCCGCCAGUGACCGGAGAUCCUUGCGAAAACUGCCAAAAUAUAUAUUAUAUUAUAGCCAAUUGCGAAUACAGUGGUUAUAUUCAGACACUGGAAUGCAUUUUGGAUGCGAUUUUCGGUUAUGAACUUAUAGAUUAUGAUUGCUUAUCGUACAGAUUUCAAUGUCCAGAAGAAUGCCUUUACAAUUCUGGCUAUUACGAUAAAUACGCAGACAUAUGUUACGAUUUUGACGUGUUUUUGGAUUAUAUUUAUUAUACUUAUGAGGAAUGUAUCACAUUCCUUAAAUAAAUCAAAUAUAUAUCAAAUAAUUAAUUGUUAGAAUCUAAUAAUAAUAAUAAUAAUAAAAAUUGGAAAUUCUGUUA